AUGACCUCCAAAUUUAACUCUGUUAUCUUGGAUAUAGAAGGGACAAUAUGUCCCGUUUCGUUUGUCAAGGAUACACUAUUCCCAUACUUCCUGGAGCACUUAGAGGAGUAUCUCUCAAAGAUUGAAUUUCCAUUGGGCAACACCACAAGCAAUUUGCAGAAUGCAGAAUUGGCUGGGAUCCUUGAUAAGUUUCCAACUGAAUAUUCUUGUGGCAAAGCCACACUUGAGAAGUAUAUCAGGGAAUUAGUUAAGAAUGAUGUGAAAGACCCGGUUUUAAAGGAGUUGCAAGGAUAUGUGUGGAAAACGGGAUACAAUUCAGGGGAAAUUCUUGCCCCAUUGUAUGACGAUGCGAUUGAAGCAAUAAAGCAUUGGUCGGUUACACUUUCGGGGGGAUUAUAUAUUUAUUCCUCCGGUUCAAUUGAAGCACAGAAGCUUCUACUCUCACAUGUGAAAAUUUCCAAAAGUGGGCAUCCGCUAAAUGUGGCAAACUUGAAUGGACUUCUUUCUGGAUACUUUGAUACAACAAAUGCAGGAAGCAAAAUUCAGAUCGCUAGUUACAGGAGGAUACUUCAAAAGAUAGGAUAUGGUUUGGAGACGGAAUCGCAACUCAAGUACUCCAGUAUUUUGUUUUUAAGUGACAACCCGGCAGAGGUUGAGGCAGCUAUUCAGGCUGGUAUGACAAGCUAUUUGGUGUACAGAGCAGGCAACCGAGAAAUACCGCAUGAAAUACAGCAAAGAGUUAAAGUGAUUACAAAUUUUGCGCAGCUAUUUUGA
Molecule: messenger RNA, 774 nt
Organism: Brettanomyces bruxellensis
Lineage: Eukaryota; Fungi; Ascomycota; Pichiomycetes; Pichiales; Pichiaceae
Exons: 1
Coding region: 1-774 (257 amino acids)
Molecular function (GO): acireductone synthase activity; magnesium ion binding
Source: RefSeq, a predicted model, not a curated record